UUUGCUUGUGCUUUGGGAGAGAGGGCAGAGGGAGGCUGGAGCAGGAAGCAGCAGGUAGAAAGCAUCAAAAGGUAAUGAAAAAAAUCAAUUGUGGGAGCAACCAGGUCUUUGCUCUCUUAUCAAUGGCGAAUGACUUUAUAGAUUGAGGAAGAAUGUGAGCAAACUUCAACAAGAUGCACUGAGAUCAGCCUGGUUUAUCUGCAUUUGGCUGAUGUGGGAAAUGACAUAAAGGGAAUAUUUAGUUAGAAUUACAUUUAUACAUGGACAGAAUUAAUAAUAAUUUCAAGGUGAGCAAUAAAGAAAAAGAUUGCAUCUCACAAUUUAAAUGAAUGCAUUUUUAGAACUUAUUUUUCUAAUAAACCUAUUUUAGCUUGCUCAAUCUAUACUUUGGAAAGGGAUGCACAAUAAAUUAGGAUACUAAAUAUUUAUUUUCAGUUACUGGGCAUGGUUCACUAUGCUUUUGGCAUCUAAGAUUUUGAGUAGUAUCUUUGUAUUUUCAACCACAUGGUUGAAGUCCCAAAGCCUAGAAGCUUGUUUUUUAAUUAUGAAGUGAAAGAUUCUACAAGAAAUAAAACUCUGCACUGAAUACCAUAUUGAGUAUAAAAUGCCUUCGAGUCUAUCCUGACUCCAAGGAUUAAGUGAGCAAGGACACUUAGGUUUUUUUGGCAACAUUUUUUGGAUAUCAGAUAUUUUUUGGGAUAGCUCCCAUGAAAUUCACAACUUUCCAUGAACCUAUAUUGUGGUUAAAAAUUAAAAAGUAGGUUUUAGUUUGAUACAAAAUUGCCUGGAAAUUUGCCAGGAUUGAAUUACUACAAUAGAAAACCACAAGCAGAAUCUUUUUUUUUAAUUGAAAACAAGAGUAUAGAAUGAUGCUCAACUGAAGUUAUGCUUCCAAACUCUCAGCUUCUCUGCUUCCAUUUACAUAACACCCAAUAUUGAAAGGGAAUUCGUGCUUAUUUCAUGAAAUAGUCAUGCGAGUGUGAUUUAAUUGAUGGACAGGUUCUUGCAAGCAAAUAUAGCAAAUGAAAUACCGCACCUGGAUGAAUUGGGCCUGAAGGGAAAAAGAAACAAGAACAGCAAAAUAAAUGUACACAGAAAUUGAUGGAAAGAAGAUCUUUAUUAGUUUGCACCUAAACUGUUUUUUCACAAUAGGGUUAGACUUUUAAUCAGAAAUUUACUGGAUUAAAGUUAAUGACUUCUUGAAGUAUUGAAUCCCAUUCUGUGACUCCUAUCACUACACCACAGGAAUAUAUAUGAUUUGUUUGUUCACGCAUACUAUGAUACGCAAAGAGAUUUUUACAUGAUUAAACUAUAGUCUGUUACAUGUUAGUAACAUUCUAUUAAAGAUAGAGUCUUCCUCAAAUAGAGCUCGACUCCUGGUGAAUUGGGAACACAUUUUCAGUUUUUCUGCUAUGAAUAUAAGAAAUAGCUUGCCACUGCUUUCUUAAAUCUGUGUAUAUGCAGAUUUCAUUUAUAAUUGAGCUGGAUUCUGCUUAGUUUUCAAGGCCAAAUAAGCCUGGCCAAGUGCUAUUCUUUACUGAGAUAUUUUUGCAAGACAGUUUCUGUUGCAUAAUUAAAUCAAGCAAUGAAAGUAUUUGCUUACAAGUAACAGCAGGUUACUCUGAUAUUCACUUUGGUAGCAGGAGCUGAUGGAAAUGAGCUUCCAAUAUAACUAAAGGCUUUUAGACAUCUGAAUUAAAAUAGAAAUUUGUACAAGAGGCUGAGUUAUACCAGAAAGUUGCAAAUUCUUCCUGAGUACAGAAAUGAGUUCAGCUGGCUGCUGUGCCUGUGAAAUAAAAGGCUUGGCUGCUUUGAUGUCAUGGUAAAGGCAGGCAUGAUGGGAGUAUUUCCUUACGUAAAGAUUCAUCCAGCGAUUCCAGGCACGUUCGACGAGAGUCCAUUUUACGUUUAAGGGAAAAUUCGGCACCUGCUGCUUAUGCACCAUCGGCUCUAACCAAAUAUGGAGGAGGCUUAGGUUUAACAUCUCUGAGCGUUGAACUUCCAUCUACCGGCUAGCGGACUUCAUGGUGUCGCCUUUCUUUUUCUUGGGCAACGGGAGAGGCGCCUAUCUGACCUCAGUAGCGCCAGAGAAGCAGGGUCCUCAACACACGUGCCUAGGUAGACACGCGCAUCAGUAGCCCGGAGACAGGGUUGUGCGCCGGCCUGCAGAAUCAUACACGCACUUCCCACCCUUCCGCUUUGACGUACGAGGCGGCGGUAGGGUUCUCGGACGUGAAGAUGGCAGCGCUGGCGGAGCCUCUAGGGCUGGAGAGAGGUAAGGAUGGAGAUGGCUUUGCCUCGGAACGGAGAUUCGCGUCGAAUGUGCCUGGUGGAUCGGAGAGAAGUGAUGUGGCUCGAGCAGUCGAAUUGCUGGAGCGGCUGCAACGCAGUGGGGAGGUGCCCCCCCAGAAAUUGCAAGCCCUUCAGAGGGUGCUACAGAGCAAAUUCUGCUGUGCCAUACGGGAGGUUUAUGAGCAGCUGUAUGACACUUUGGAUAUCUCGGGAAGUGCUGAAAUUCGGGCACAUGCUACUGCUAAGGCAACAGUGGCGGCCUUUGCAGCUAGUGAGGGCCACGCGCAUCCCCGGGUGGUGGAGCUGCCAAAGACAGAUGAGGGCCUAGGUUUUAACAUCAUGGGGGGCAAGGAGCAGAACUCCCCCAUCUAUAUUUCUCGCAUCAUCCCCGGGGGUGUUGCUGAUCGCCAUGGCGGGCUGAAGCGUGGAGAUCAACUGCUGUCUGUCAAUGGUGUGAGUGUGGAGGGUGAGCAACAUGAGCGGGCAGUGGAACUUCUAAAAGCAGCACAAGGUACAGUGAAACUGGUUGUGCGCUACACACCCAAAGUACUGGAAGAGAUGGAGGCACGCUUUGAAAAGAUGAGGACAGCGCGGCGCCGGCAGCAACACAACAGUUACUCAUCCUUGGAGUCCCGGGGAUAAAUUUGCACAAGAGUUAAUUGGGCAGCUGAUGAACCUGAUCCAUCCUCCCUAUCCUUUGGAAUGGUUUUACCUGUAUAGCGGAGACAUAUUUAUCUAGUCCCCUUCCCCGUGUUGGGAGGUGGACGUCAGUGUACAGUAUUUAUUCUUUACAUUCCUCUUAUUUAAAAAGAUGUUCAGUGUAAACAAUUCUAUAUGUUUGUGCAAGACCUUAACCUUUGUGAAGCUGAAAACAAUAACUACAAAACUACCAAGAGAAUCAUCAAUAUCUCUGAUAUAGAAAACAAUGAAAGAAAAAUAUACUCUUCCAUGAGAAAAAAAUCUUAGAGGAGCUUUCACCACUGUAGGCAAAGAAACCCCGUUUAUCCAUUUCCCUCCCCUUAAUUCCCAGACACCAUUGCUGCACUUUGGGUAUAGGAAAGGUUUUUAUGUUAAAUAAACAGCUCUAGUGAGAUGCAAUUCUAGAUGAAGCGUAUUAGAUGUAUUCUGGAUUCAUAACGUUGUAGAUGUCCAAAUUGUUCUUUCAGUCUCACCUCCGUGACGGUUAUUGUGAGAAGAAAAUAGCAAACAUGUUAUAUGUUUGAUACACUGAAUUUCUUGGGAAAAGCUGAUAGUAACAAUAGCAACAACCUGAGAGGGAGAAGAUAAUCUGAAGACAUUAAGGUGAUAUCAUAGUUUUCUUUAGCAAGCCCACAUUAGAACAGGAUGCAGCCAUUUACAGGAAAAAAAUACGGGGAACAUCAGUUUCAUCCCCUUGAUUGACCCUCAGUCUCCUGGUCUGUAAAAUAAGAAUACAACUGCUCAGGAUCUAAAAGAGAUGCAGUAAAAUUCCAUGAAAGACGGAAUUACAGAGUAUUUCUGAGAUGCAAAAUACUAUAGAUAUCUGCAUACAUGAAGUGUAUUUGAUUAUGAUAUGAAAAAGCAGAGAAGUUCCCACUCUUCCAGUGGCAUCAGAAUGGAAUCUGUAGUAUGUUUCUCUCAUCAGCUGUUUCCAGCAGCCUUUCUCAUCCUUGGCAGGCUGAAGAUGUGUGGAUGUCAACUCCCAGAAUUUCCCAGCCAAAAUGUUAUUCUAAUCUGAUAUUUAUUUGGAAGCAAAUUUCUUGGGGACCACAAGCAAGAUGUAAGUGGUAACCUCUUAUUUUUUUUUAUCCUUUUGUGUGCCCCCACUUUUCACUUCCUUUAGACCCCAAUUUAUUCUCUCCCUUUGACCUCCCUUCUUUCCACCUCCCCAGUUGGUGACCAAAGGAAAGGAACAUUCUUCUCAUCAGCAUCAUGAACAAGGCGUUUUCAGGGAGCUUUUGUAUCAGGUUGAGGUCCAGAGGUUUUCUGUCCUCUUCCUUUUUCAUGGCAAAGCAGCAAAGCAUGGAGCAAGGGGGAAAAAUACUGUAGGAGGAAAUGCGGUGAUUUUUAUCUGUCUACCAGCAGGGGAUGAUCUUACUACAUUGUUGGAACUAAAAACCGCCCUUCUACUUAUAUUCAGCAAGCUAGACACAUAAUCCAGUUUUUGUAUUAAUCCACUGUCUCUGCUUGCACUAUCGAACACCAAGACAAUAAAUUAAGCCAUGAAAAACGAACUCAAAGGAACACUAAUCAAGCUGCAUGUAUGAAUGCAGCUUUUCUUUAACCCACCUGGGUCAAGCAGGUGUAUCAACCAAAGAAUUUUAGGCUGAGAUGGCAUUGCUGGGAGCUGGCAUGAAAUUGAUCAAGAUUCAAAGCCUUUAAAUGGUGAUGGAAUGCAAUAGGAAGGAGUUGGGGCAUGUAGUGGCAUCACCAAGAGCUUUGAUUCACUCCAGUUUUUUCAUGGAGGAGCAUGUGACAGGUGUGGUCUCCCAACUCCAUUUAUCUGAUCCUUGGGCCCAGAAUUGGUAGUCCUCGACUUAAAACCUUUUGUUUACCAAUAGUUCGAAGUUACAGCGGCACAGAAAAAGUAACUUAUGAUUGGCCCUCAUGUUUAUGACUGUUGAACAUCUCUACCUUCAGGUGAUCAAAAUUUGGGUGCUUGGCAACCCGCCUGUAUUUACAGUGGUUGCAGUGUCCCAGGGUCAUGUGAUCACCAUUUGCAACCUUCCCAGUCAGCUUCCAAUAAGCAAAGACGGGGAGGGGGAGCAGAUUUGCUUAACAGUCACAUGUUUCACUUAACACCUGCAAUGAUUUACUUAACAACCAUGAGAAAAAAGGUUAUAAAAUUGGGUGCGACUGAUUUAACAACCUAACUUUUGCUUAGCAACAGAAAGUCUGGCCCCAAUUACAGUUGUACGUUGAGAUAUACCUGUACUGCUGCCACAAUACCUACUUAUUUUGCUGCCAAACUUUGGUUGUGUAAUCACAGACUUUUAGCAGUGCAUGUUUUUUUCUCUUUUAUCUAAGAUAAGUCCAUUCCUUAUCAACAUGGCACAAAAGUAAAAGAGUCCUCGCCUGGUACAUGGCUUGGCAUCUUUUUAACUCAAAAUGCAAUAUAGAACAGAGGUUCCCAAACUUUCUCGGUUUAUAGCAUCCUUUGUGGCUUUGUAAUUUUUUCAUAAUGCUCUGAGGCCAAAACUGUGAAGUAUCUUAAGCUAAUAGUUUGCAUGCUGUCUAACAGAUGUCAAAUAUCACUGUGUUUCCUGAAAAAUUAAAAUAUUUCAUGAUGCCCUUGUGACUUUCUUGCCACAUUCUAGGAUAGAGAUAAAGUUCAAACCCAACCUUAUACUUAAUUCUAAAGGGAUUCUGCUUCUAAAAAAUUAAUAAAACUUUUGGGGAAGUUGAAAUUAUAUUCCAAUACAUCUGUUUGCAUUCUUCUAAAGCCCCAUGAGGGGAAAAAUAUGUUUUUUAGAUCUAAUAUUGGAAUGUUGGAACAAUGUAUGAAGGAAGGACUGACAUCACAAAAAUGAAUUCAUGCAAGCGGGGGUGUUUCUGAUAGAAAUCUUUUGGAUCCAUAUUCUGCAUGCAGUGGUUUCCUCAAGCUAAUAUCAGUUGUGUUGUUCCUCCCUGCCCUGUUGAAGAUAUGGUUCUAUAUAGCAGCGGCUCCCAACCUUUUUUAUACCCAGCAGCCCUAGAACGCUUCUGAUAUAUUCUCGCACUCUUUACAAAAGUUCGAAAUAACGGCAACAAAUUAUGCAUGUACACUAUAAUUUUGAAAACCCAAGUUUUCACACUCCCUAGAAUAUUGUCUCGCACCCUCUGGUUGGGAACCCCUGACAUAUAGCAUUAUGAUCAGAAAAAGUGGCCAUAGUUUUCAGUGUAUUGGCUUAAGCAAUCACCAGAAAGCUAUGAUAUUUAAAAAUUUGAACUUAUAAAAAUGCUUGUUAUCAUGUUCUAUGUUUGAUAGGCAAUUAAGUCCCAGGAAAUGUAGAGGACUCCUGGACAUUAGUACUGUGUACCACAUUAUUUAACCCUUUCCUGUUUUAGGAGCUAUCCUAAUGAAACUUUUACUACUGAAAGAGUCUGCUUCCCCACUCUCCAAUCAAAUAAUAGUUUUGGCUUUUUUGUUUCUUUUGGUAGAGAAUGGGGAGGCACCAACAGCUCUGUUCUUGCUAAUUAUCUGUCUACCAGUUGAUGCUAUUUGUGCUUUUUAAAUCCUUGUUUGAUCCAAAGAUGCAUUUAAUUAGUUUAGCCCUGACAAGAUUUCAUGAGCACUUGAUUAUUUAAAACCUCACCCAGAAUUAGGCUAUGGCUGAUGUUUAAUUAUUAUAGCCUGCCCUAUGUUGGUAUAAUAAGCAUCAGUAAGAAGGAUUCAGAAUGCAAAGAGGCACUUUAGAGAUACUUCUUUAAAGAUCUCCAUCUGCCUAUGGGAUUGAUUUGUUUGUAUUUAUUAUAUUAUUUUAUGGCUUUAAAUCCUUUGUUCUGUCCUUCUUGGGAGUAGCUCUUCUUCACACUGUUGUUGACACUGGUACUUGUCAACAACCUCCUUAUUGUCACUGUCCCUAACAUACAUAUAUUUAAAAAAGGACAAGGAAGUUACCUGGCUGGGACGGACACACUACUACCUGACCCUAAGGAUCACCUGAUGCCAAACUAGGCAGUCUUGGUCCUUCUUGAAGAAGUGUCAGAGAUCUCUGUGAAAUUGCAACAAAUUAAAUACAUGUGUGUAAAUACAUUAGUAAAUGAGUGAAGCAUGGUAUUUAAGAAAUGUGUAGCAAUAUUUCUUGCAUCCUUUCCCCCCAUGUUAAAAAUAUUGUGGAGGCAAGUGUUGUAAUGUCAACUAGAGAAUUAUGAUACAAAUGUAUGUACCAAUGCUUGAGAAGCAACUUAGGCCCAGGGCCUUGUCUGGUUAAAGCAAAGUAAGAUUACUGUCAUUUUCAUAGAAAUACAUCCUUAUGUUACAUUACAGGCUGAUCAAUUCUUUUACAGUAGGAAGGCAAGUGAAAAGAAAAAAUAAAAAUAAAGUUUAAGAAAAUGAAAUUCAGUUUCUAGGGGAGAAUGACAUAGGUGACAUAUCAUGAUGUUCCUGGAAUUAAGGCCAGAAAUGGAUGACUUAUUUUACUACAAUAGUUGUAUUACUUCGAGAGUUUUGUAAUGGGCUGUAUGUAGAGAUGUGAUAGCAGUAGCUUGGAUUCUUGUUGGUUCCCACUCACUUUACUCCAAAGAAAUUCCUAUCUCACUCAUUUGCCAGGAAGAAAGUAAGUGGCAACUCCUUUCUGCAAGUGGCAUGAUGUGUCAGGGAGAUGUGUGUUCUCACUGUGAGCACCAAAGAUUCAUUAAAAAUUUAAAAUCAUUAUUAUAUAUAGCAAACUCAGAGAUCUAGGAGAAAGUGGAAAGAAAGGAGAAGAACUGAACAUUCUUGAGGCUAAUUUCAGACGCUUCAGUUCAAGAACAAUAGCUGCUCUUUCAUCCAGGUUAUCACAUAAAUACACAUCUAUGGAACAUGCCUACCCAAUCUAGAUCUCACUUCAUAAAACAGUAUAUUGCAACAAGUUUCCCUGGCCUCAUUUUGCUGUUAAAAUCCACUUGGUUUUAGCCCAUUGGCUGUUUGCUGAGACUCUGCCCUUUUAACUUUAGAGGAGAAAACACAAAAGACUAGAACACCAAGGCCAAAUGGGAAAUCCACCCUCUUGUUUGACUCCUUGAUGUUUGAAUUUCAUAGGCUUUUGUGUUCUCUGCCCAUUAUCAAUCAUCUGAGAUUGACAGGUCAGCUACCUUUUCUUUACCCCUUUUAAUAUCUAGACCUCUUUAAAGGGAAUGUCUGUAUUCACUAUAAGUUUGAAAGACCUAUUGUACUCUUGUUCUCAACAAAAUUGAAACUAGGGCCAUAAAAAUUAAGCUUGUUGCCACUUUAGCAAUAUAAUCAAACAGCACACUGAGCCAUGAACUAGGCAGUGAGAUUUUAGCCUGGUGUGUUAUGCCAACCUAACCCUUGUGAUUAGUUCAUGUUCAGGAUGUUGUAUGAAUGCAAGCCCUUGAGCUAACUGAUAAAAAUGUAAUGAAAUUAGCAUUGAAUAAAUGCAUUCUAUAUUCAUAGAAUUGUUUCCAAAUCUGGAUAGGUCAGACUUUACAUAGCUGGAGACACUUUUUUCAAUGCCUUUUUUCCCCACCAAGAACUACAAACAUGAUCAAGUGGAAAAUGUCAGAUUUUUGCCAAUGUUAAAGUAAGUUUUUAAUGUUUAGCUUACAUGCUUUGGUUGUAAGUUUCAGUAUCCUUUUUUUCAUCCAUCUAGAGCAGGGGUGUGAAACUGCCGGCCUGCAGGUUGGUUGCAUCAUAUGGAGGCUGCACCCAACCCAGCUCCGGCAAUGCAAAAAAAGUCGCAAUACAUCCACGACACAUGACCGGGCGAGUUUGACACCUGUGAUCUAGAGCUCUGGCAAGAUCAGGGCUGCAGCAGUGUAGUUAUGUUUUUAUAUAUCUUUUUUCUAGGGAUCAGUAAUUGUUUUCCAAUAUAGCCUGUGUUGCCCCAAAAACAUUUUAAAGCCAUUGAAUGAGCUUUCUGUUAGAUACUGAUAUAUUUACAUCAAUAUAAAUGUCUGCCUCACACUGACGUGUAAUUGUGUACGUGCAUACAUGCCUAUGUAGUGUAACAUAAUGGUUAAGAUAUUAAACUGAGACUCCCAGUUUGA
Messenger RNA from Crotalus tigris (Tiger rattlesnake), 8961 nucleotides. It is a transcript of the gene LIN7B, whose product is annotated as lin-7 homolog B, crumbs cell polarity complex component. Gene Ontology annotation, cellular component: basolateral plasma membrane; synapse; cell-cell junction. The transcript has 6 exons. Gene Ontology annotation, molecular function: L27 domain binding. Gene Ontology annotation, biological process: protein localization to basolateral plasma membrane; neurotransmitter secretion; maintenance of epithelial cell apical/basal polarity. The record is from RefSeq and is a predicted model, not a curated record. NCBI's taxonomy places the organism in Eukaryota, Metazoa, Chordata, Lepidosauria, Squamata, Viperidae. The coding region runs from base 2239 to 2934 and encodes 231 amino acids.